This is a messenger RNA of Penicillium diatomitis, 660 nucleotides long. RefSeq names its product U2-type spliceosomal complex subunit CWC21 (gene cwc21). The transcript has a single exon. Lineage: Eukaryota; Fungi; Ascomycota; Eurotiomycetes; Eurotiales; Aspergillaceae. The coding region runs from base 1 to 660 and encodes 219 amino acids. The record is from RefSeq and is a predicted model, not a curated record.
AUGUCUUCAAAUGUCGGUCUGUCUACACCACGCGGUAGCGGCACAUCAGGCUACGUGCAACGCAAUGGCGCCUUUCUCAAACCUCGUGCAACCGGUGUAGGCGCACCAUACCCACCUGUUUCCGGCGCCAACGGCCCUCCAGAUCGUGCCUUUAAGCAGCGACUCCCCGAUAAGCAGAUCCUCGGGCACGACCGUCGCCGCGCAAUCGAAGUCACCGUGAUGGAAGAGCGUGAGCGCCUCGAAGAAGCCAACGAACGUCUCGAAGAGGCGCAAGCCGAGUCCAAAUCCAAGGCCAAGGCCAAGAAACAAUCUCAGCCGCGAAGCGAAGACACCAAAGACGGCGGGGAAGAAGAAGAGUCCGGAAGCGGAGUGACCGAGCGUAUCCUGAGCGAGGAGGAGAUUGACGAGCGAUGCGAUGCUCUACGACAACGUUUGCUGAAGGAAUUGGAGGAAGAUGACGCAGAAAAUGCCGCUGGUGGCGCCGCGCGCGGCAAGAAGGUCGCGCCACUAGAUCGGAGACAAUUCAAGACGUAUCAGGUGCACGAGCUUGCUGAAGCCAAGAUUGAGGAGAGUGAGCGGUUACGGAAGGCUUUGGGGUUGCGGGAGGAUAGGGAGACGGGGGAGAUUACGAGUAAACGUUUUGAGAGACGCCGGGAUUAG